AUGAUGGCUGUGAUGCUCUUCAUGGCCAUCACUUCCACUGGCUCAGCAGAAGGCAUUGCAGUGUCUUCUCUAGUGACUUAUGACAUUUAUAAGACUUACUUGAACCCCCAGUGCACAGGAAAGCAAGCUCUCCUGAUUUCCAAGAUUGUUGUGGUUGUGUUCGGUCUUUUGAUGGGUGGUCUUGGGGUGGCCUUGAACUACAUGGGCUUGAACCUGGGUUGGGUCUACAAAUUCAUGGGCAACGCAAUUGGUUCUGCAGUGGUUCCUUUUUGGAAUCUGCUGAUGUGGAAGAAAGCUAACGCAAGAGGAGCCAUUGUGGCCGCUUGGGGUGGAAUGAUUUUGGCUUUGGCCACUUGGUUGGCCGUUUGCCAGGUAGAGUUCGGCGAAAUCACGAUUGACAACCUUGGCACCCUGAACCCAAACUUGGCUGGAAAUGUUGUGGCCUUGGCAUCUUCUGCCAUAAUCCACGCUGCCUUCUCAUUCGUCAGCCCGCAAAACUACGAUUUCGAUUCUAUGGGCGAGAUCGAAAUGUUGGAACAUGACAUGAGCGGCCUUGACGAGCAGGAUUAUACCACUGAGUUCUUGGAUGCUGCCAAGUGGUGGAUUCAGAAGUGGGGCUGGGGCUUCACGAUCCUCAUGGUUCUGAUUUGGCCCUUGCUUUCCCUGCCGGCUGGCGUGUUCACGAAGGACUACUUUUCAUUCUGGGUAUUCAUAAGCAUUGCUUGGAGCUUCGUGGCCACAUUCGUGAUCAUCGUUCUGCCUAUACAGGAGUCCAUGGAUUCUAUCCUGGGCGUUUGCUGCUGGAUGUUUGGGAAAGAAGCGCCCAAGGCAGAGAAGACUGCCGAGCCUACAGGUGCUGACUUGUGA
Cladocopium goreaui is the source of this 867-nucleotide messenger RNA. Lineage: Eukaryota; Dinophyceae; Suessiales; Symbiodiniaceae. The record is from the annotation of a GenBank genome assembly.